Coprinopsis cinerea okayama7#130 is the source of this 1575-nucleotide messenger RNA. RefSeq lists its product as hypothetical. The coding region runs from base 1 to 1575 and encodes 524 amino acids. The record is from RefSeq and is a predicted model, not a curated record. Gene Ontology annotation, molecular function: nucleic acid binding; ATP binding. Lineage: Eukaryota; Fungi; Basidiomycota; Agaricomycetes; Agaricales; Psathyrellaceae. The transcript has 6 exons.
AUGGCCAUAGUUCUUGGGCCAUUGGUGCUGGAGGACCAUCUGCAACAAUUGAGGACAGCCAGGCUUAGCUUUCUUGUCGAUAUUUCCUUGAAAAUUGCCAAUGAUUUCUCAUCCAAGAUCCCGAACGAAUGGAUCUGCACCCUCCCUGCCGACAAUCACGACCGAAAGAUAUGCUAUCGUGCUAUUCUAAUAUGCUGGGCUGUUACUGGAGAACUGGUUCCUAGGGUGAUGCAACUGAAGGCUGUUCUUGCUAUACAAAAUGGGAAGUAUGUACUGGUCUCGGCAGGCACUGGCAGUGGGAAGACAUUACCAAUGGCUCUCAACAUUCUUCUUGACGACCCCUCGAUGCACUAUCUCACAAUAAUCUUGUGUCCUCUGAAAAGACUCCAAAAAGCCCAGGUCGAGGAGUUCACUUGGCGCUUCAAGAUUUGUACUGUUGUUAUCAAUGAAGAUACACCUCGGGAUGAGCGCUGGUAUUCUAAAUAUCUCUGGAACUCUGGAACUAAAACACGCAGUCUGGCAAAACUGGCCAUUGUCACGACGGAGCAACUGGAGAAAUCAAGCGCUGGCCAUUGGUCCUCGAUGGCAAUUCUGAUCCGUGACCCCUGGUUCCAGCGUUACAUCGCUCGGAUUAACGUUGAUGAGGCGCACUCCAUCCAUAUCGAUGGUCUCGGUCAUUACGGGCUCUGGGGCAAUCUUGAUGUUCUUCUGAAUCUCCUGCCGCAAACAGUCCGCUGGCCAAACACUGUCUACGCUCUUCAUCAGGUCGACAGUAUUGAGAACAUGGCCAACUAUCGAUGCUUUGUGGCUCAUCCCUUCUCUCUUGCCAACCAACCCCGUGUCUUGAUCUUCAUUGAUGACCGCAAGCUCGCAGCCAAGAUUGUGACAUAUCUCAAGAAGCUCUUCCUCGAUGAAACAUAUAAGGAAUUCACGGCUCCUAACGGUGGAUGUCGUAUCCUUAUAAUGACUUCCAGUAAUGCUGUGGGUGUCGACUUUCCAAAUGUCAAGAUUGUUUGCAAUGUUGGCCUGCCAUCAACAGUGGUCAAUCUUUUGCAGCGGGGAGGACAUGCGAUCCGGACAGGAAAUGAACAGGCAUUGUUUAUUAUUUUCUACGAACCGUGGGUAAUGGACAUUGACCUUAACAACUACAAUGGUGACGACACCGACAUCCACGAUCCAGAUAGACCCCGAGUACAUGCCCGUACAGUUGGCAAAAUCUCAGUCAUUGACAAGAAGGAUUGUGUUCCAUUUAUUCUCGUGAAGCUUGUACAGCAGAGACCCUGUGUGCGUGACACAUUUGCAGGCUAUCUCAAGGAUGAGACGUUGAUCUGGACUGGGUCCUACUGUUGCAACUGUGGCGACCACUUGUUCCUGCAUCCUCUAGAUUUUGAUCUCCAAAGUCUUCUUCCUGGUCCGUUAUUUGUGGACACGGAUAUGAUGGAUGUCGACAAGGCUACUGGCUCUAGUUCUGGCGGACACGGCUACCACCGUCUGGUUGAACGGCCAUAUCUUGAGCACGCCCUCAACAAGUGGCUCGAAGAAGCCCAUCGCAAUGAUCCCCUCACAUUCGCUUGA